AUGUCGAUGUACUAUUGUUAUUCUUCAUCCCCUCCACCAAGUUCUUCGGAUGACGAUGAAGUCAAUGAAUUGAUUGAUGAAGCGGUGAAUUAUAUUGUCCAUGAAUAUGUUCCGAAAAAUUAUCCACAAAAACACAUCCGAAAUCGCAGUAAGGGAAGAGAGUACUAUGAACGAGAACGAGAAGUCGAUCACAAAUCCCUCAUGAGGGACUACUUUGGAGAAAAUCUGACCUAUCCAGAUUAUAUGUUUCGACGGAGGUUUAGAAUGUGCAAAAACGUAUUUCUUCGACUAGUGAAUGCAGUUGAGGUGCAUGAUGAAUUCUUCCAUCAAAAUAAAGAUUCCACAGGUCGGUUGGGUGUGUUAGCUUUGCAGAAAUGCAUGGCAGUAAUGCAUAUUCUAGCGUAUGACACAUGCGCGGAUAGUGUCGAUGAAUAUUUAAGAAUGAGAAAAAGAACGACAAUGAUUUCUCUUCAAAAAUUCACCAAAGCUGUCAUUGACACCUUUGGAAGGCAAUAUUUACGCAGGCCUACUCGAUUGGAUUUAGAAGAACUAUUGCGCAAAGGGGAGCGGCGUGGAUUUCCAGGAUCAUAUAACGACAUUAACAUCCUUCAUAAAUCAUCGGCGUUCGAUGAUGUUCUGGAAGGUCGAGUACCAGAUUCCAACUUUGUGGUGAAUGUCAAUAACCCUUCCCAGACACCAAAAGAAAAAUUGUUUGCAAAACACCAAGAGGCUGCUAGAAAAGACGUUGAACGUGCAUUUGGGGUGCUUCAAGCUCGAUUUGCAAUAAUUCGUAAGCCAUCGCUCGCAUGGAAUCGAGACGUUAUUAGCAAAAUCAUGAUGGCUUGUAUCAUUAUGCACAACAUGAUAGUUGAAGAUGAAAGAGACACAUAUGAUGGUUAUGAUAACCCGUAA
Molecule: messenger RNA, 912 nt
Organism: Impatiens glandulifera
Lineage: Eukaryota; Viridiplantae; Streptophyta; Magnoliopsida; Ericales; Balsaminaceae
Exons: 3
Coding region: 1-912 (303 amino acids)
Source: RefSeq, a predicted model, not a curated record